Symbiodinium natans is the source of this 1155-nucleotide messenger RNA. NCBI's taxonomy places the organism in Eukaryota, Dinophyceae, Suessiales, Symbiodiniaceae. The record is from the annotation of a GenBank genome assembly.
AUGGAGCUGGCUGUCUUCUUGAAGUACCAGUCCGGCCGCCACCUUGUCGUGUUGCCGCUGUGGCUUCCGCCCUGGCUACUCCUUGCCGUGCUCUUCGACUGGGUGAGCGUUCGAUGCCUCGUUUUUCGUCUCCUGGGUUGGGCAGAAGGCUUUUUUCUAAAUCUGCCACUGCCCGCUUCCUAUCCGCACCUGGAAGCUCUGCUGCGCGUGCUUUUAUACACUCUCGUUAUGGGAUGUGCUUACCUCCCGGCGGGAAUUGCGGCGGCAAUUUCGUUUUCAAUGAAGCUGAAGCAGCAUGGAGAGAUGUUGGAGCGGCUUGCUUCUUUCGACGUGCGCUACGCCAAGUGCACAGUCGGCGCAGAUCGGCCCAUCAUUGAGGCAACGAUUGCCCAGCUGUACGAUGAAAUUGACGACUUACCGAUACUAGGUGGGAUAUCUGUGGCUGUGGAGGUGCCAGAGGUCGCUGCUGCAGCUGCUGUUAGCAGACAGGACAGUGACCAGCUAUUGGCCCAUGCGGAGAUCAUCAGAGACCCUGUUAUCCGUGGCCUAACAAGCUAUCCUAGCCAAGAGGAGAGCUUGGACGCUUUCAACAUGGAAGUCCGAGGACCGUUGCGCACCGAAAUCAUACGGCAAUCUGGCAGUGCCACAAGUUUGCCGCUGUCGGUCUGCACGCAGGCGUUUGCACCCUUCUUCUUCUACAUUUGCUCCUCAUGCUUCUUGGAUUGCGAUGGACUGGGCGGAUGUGCUGCUGCACUUAAGGCGGAAGGCUUUGACUCCUUCAGGACCCUCCUACUCGUGGACAUUGAUACGAUGUUCCUCAACUACUUUUCAUUGACCAUCAUCUUCCCAUGUAUCCUACAUGCACAACACUGGGGCUUCAAACGCACACGAUCGCCUUGCGCGCACGCCUGCUUUGCGGCAGCGAGCACCUUUCUUGCAUACUUUUAUGCCUUCGCGCUGCUGGGCAUAAAUGGGGGCAACGCAGUGGCGCUCGGCACGAGAGGCGCAACUCCCACAUGGCUGCUGUGGACCUUGUCCGUUGGCAUGUUUUCCGUACUGCAAUGGUUCCUGAUCUUCUACAACCAGGCAACGCCGGCGCCCGCUGCCUCGUGUCGAACCCUUCUCUGUGAUGCGAAGCGGAUGGGUUUGGAGUAG